GAUUGGAUGUCGAAGUGACGAACGGGGGCGUCUGCAGAAUCUACAGACGGAGAGGAGAGCCCGUUCGCAUUUCAUCUUUGGUUGAAGACAAUGGAGACAGAAAUCAAACAGGAGGAGGAAGAGACUACGUUCAGCAACACAGACACUAACGGCAAGCGCCCAGCUGAGGACAUGGAUGAGGAGCAGGCUUUCAAGCGCUCCCGCAACACAGAUGAGAUGGUGGAGCUGCGUGUGUUGCUCCAGAGCAAAAAUGCAGGUGCUGUGAUUGGAAAGGGCGGCAAGAACAUCAAAGCCCUACGUACAGACUACAAUGCCAGUGUAUCAGUCCCAGACAGCAGUGGCCCAGAGCGUAUCCUGAGUGUAAGUGCAGAUAUUGAAACAAUUGGAGAGAUCCUUUUGAAGAUCAUCCCCACACUCGAAGAGUACCAGCAUUACAAUGGAAUCGACUUUGAUUGUGAGCUCCGCCUCCUCAUUCAUCAGAGUUUAGCUGGAGGGAUCAUAGGGGUGAAAGGUGCCAAGAUUAAAGAGCUGAGAGAGAACACACAGACCACCAUCAAGCUCUUCCAGGAGUGCUGCCCUCAUUCAACAGACCGUGUUGUGUUGGUGGGCGGAAAACCUGAACGAGUUGUGGAGUGCAUUAAGGUUAUCCUUGAACUCAUCUCUGAGGCUCCCAUUAAAGGACGUGCCCAACCAUACGACCCAAACUUCUAUGAUGAGACAUAUGACUAUGGUGGCUUCACUAUGAUGUUUGAAGAACGGGGCCGCAGGCCAAUGGGUGGUUUUCCUAUGCGUGGGCGUGGCGGCUUUGAUCGUAUGCCCCCAGGUCGUGCAGGGCGCCCAAUGCCCCCCUCUAGACGAGACUAUGAUGACAUGAGCCCCAGGCGUGGACCACCUCCACCCCCACCUGGCAGAGGAGGACGUGGAGGUAGCAGGGCACGAAAUCUGCCGCUGCCCCCACCACCGCCUCCUAGAGGAGGAGGUGACCGGUUUUCCCACCAGAGCUAUCAUGGCAAUAUAGACGACAGACCAAACGAUAGAAGAGGAAGACCAGGAGACCGGUAUGACAGCAUGAGUGGAGGUGGCUAUGACAAUAAUUCCUCUUGGGAGCCCUUCCAGUCUGGCGGAAGAGGAUCAUAUAGUGAUAUUGGUGGUCCGGUCAUUACGACUCAAGUGACCAUCCCCAAAGAUUUGGCAGGCUCCAUCAUCGGCAAGGGUGGGCAGCGCAUCAAGCAGAUCCGUCACGAGUCAGGAGCAUCCAUUAAAAUUGAUGAGCCACUGGAGGGCUCUGAAGACCGCAUUAUAACCAUCACAGGAACACAGGACCAGAUUCAGAAUGCCCAGUACCUGCUGCAGAACAGCGUGAAGCAGUACUCUGGUAGGUUCUUCUAGAGGAUGAAGAAUGAAGCCAAACUGCCAUACCCGUUUACUCCUGCUAAUUUUCAGAGUCUACAUUCCUCCGCUAUGGGUAGACGUGCUCCCCACCACCUCUCCUGAUGUCCUUUUUUUUUCCUGAAGAUUUGAGGAAAAAAAGUUCUGGAAUUUCUCAAAGGCAGCAGAAUAAGUUGAUUCUUUUUUUUUUUUUCUCUCUCUCUUUCUUGCACUUUUUUUUUUUUUUUUUUUU
This is a messenger RNA of Chanos chanos (milkfish), 1621 nucleotides long. It is a transcript of the gene hnrpkl, whose product is annotated as heterogeneous nuclear ribonucleoprotein K, like. Bases 91 to 1389 code for a protein of 432 amino acids. The record is from RefSeq and is a predicted model, not a curated record. Gene Ontology annotation, molecular function: RNA binding. The transcript is spliced from 16 exons. Lineage: Eukaryota; Metazoa; Chordata; Actinopteri; Gonorynchiformes; Chanidae.